GACGCGUUGCUUGUCUUCGUCCUCCCCCAUCCCCGCCUCCUACCGGAAGCGACCCCGGUCCCAUCCUCCAAUCUCCAUUCCUCUCGGUUCUUCCGCCACGGAGCGAUUUUGAUUUGCUUCUUGCUGAAUUGUGUUCCGAGCGACUUCGUUCCUUGUCUCCUUCUUUCGGGGGAGUUUUCUCCUGUUUGUUUUCUUUGAUUGAUUGAUUUUAGUCAUCGGAAAUGUGCCCGCUGCGGGUGAUACUCAUCUUCCUCUCCGCCACCGUCGCCGGCUUCUUCCUCCUCCGGGGCCUCAACGCCGGCGGCAACGAAUUCCUCGACGAUGACUGCUCCUCGGAACCGGAAUCUCCCAGGGCCGCUGCCGCCGCCGUUCCCCUCCGCUCCAAGGUCGGUUCGGCUGUGAGAACCGGAUUCUGGACGACGGUGGACAUGGCGAGCGGGCGGUACCUCUGGCGGACCCUUGUUGCACCACCGUCUGAUUCUGAAUCCGACAAGGCCCGGUGACAAGAACUUGAUCUCUGUUGUGUGUUUAAUGGUUGUGUAAUUGGAGGAUACACGGGACGGAAUUGACAUGACGUGGCUGCAAUUGUAAAAACGGGGUUUAUAUGUUGAAGUAAAUGGAAAAGAUUAUUCAUAUUUGGGCCUCUUAUCACA
Molecule: messenger RNA, 653 nt
Organism: Brachypodium distachyon (stiff brome)
Lineage: Eukaryota; Viridiplantae; Streptophyta; Magnoliopsida; Poales; Poaceae
Exons: 2
Coding region: 222-503 (93 amino acids)
Source: RefSeq, a predicted model, not a curated record